AUGGUCAAAAUACGCUCAAUCGAAGUUGAACCAGCAAUCAUCAACUCGUCUUGCGCGUGGUCGUCCGACAGAGACCAGCUCCAGGCGCUGUAUGACUGUACUUACACUGGCGCGGUCACUACGCGCACGGCGACGAUAGGGGGCUUCGACGAGAAUGAUACCCACCAGGUAGCGUUCGUGAAUGAUGAGGCGCAUCUGACCACGAUAAACUCGUAUGGUUACUCGCCCCACCCUCUAUCGACAUAUCUAGGGGUGAUUACGGACAUACUCUCCUCUGAGAAGACCUCCUUGGUCCCAGAACGCCUCACAUCCAAGCCGUUUAUAAUCAGUAUCACCGCGUCCGAUGCGCCGACGCUCCGCGAAAUGGUCGCCUCCAUCCAAAGCACCCUACGGUACACCCCGGAUGACACCGCCUCGCCCUGGGCCCACCGAAUCGCCAUCGAGCUCAACACCUCGUGUCCAAACAUCUCCGGCGCACCCCCUCCAGCGUACACCCCUUCCGCACCCCCGCUCGUCGAUCUCCUCGCCGUGCUUAAGGAGGAAUUCAAGAAAGAUACGAGCCUGACGAUCGGGCUGAAGCUGCCGCCGUAUGUCUACCAAAGCCAGUUUCACGAUAUCCUCAAGGUAAUCGCGGGAUUGAGCUUCGUUGUGGACGGUGCAACUGUCAAUCCGAUCGCGUUCUUUACUUGCACCAACACGCUUGGCAACACUCUUCUAUUUACCUCGCAGACAGCUACUCCUUCUUCGGGUUCGAAAUACGCGCUGCCCGUACCGCUGGGUGGCCUAGCAGGGCACCCCCUUCACCCUCUAGCGCUGGGGAACGUGCACACGUUUUCCACACUGCUGCAGUCCGCAGCGUUCUCAGAUUUGAAAGACAUUGUGAUCAUCGGUGUGGGGGGCGUAACUGAUAUCAGCGGGGUUCAGAGAAUGAGGGCAACGGGUGCACAGGUCGUAGGCGCGGCAUCUCUGUUUGGAAAGUAUGGCCCCGAGGCGUUCCAGAGGCUGAUUGAUGAAUCCAUUUGA
Messenger RNA from Pleurotus ostreatus (oyster mushroom), 1023 nucleotides. RefSeq names its product dihydroorotate dehydrogenase (gene URA1). NCBI's taxonomy places the organism in Eukaryota, Fungi, Basidiomycota, Agaricomycetes, Agaricales, Pleurotaceae. Gene Ontology annotation, cellular component: cytoplasm. The coding region runs from base 1 to 1023 and encodes 340 amino acids. The transcript is spliced from 2 exons. The record is from RefSeq and is a predicted model, not a curated record. Gene Ontology annotation, biological process: 'de novo' pyrimidine nucleobase biosynthetic process; UMP biosynthetic process. Gene Ontology annotation, molecular function: dihydroorotate dehydrogenase activity.